CUACAGCGGGCCCUCACAACCCUAUAUCAUGCCGUGCUUCCUGUUCCCAACACAGCUUGUGCAUUGAAUUAACAGCAGCAGCAGCAGCAGCAGCGUAGUCAUGACUGAAUCUACUAUUCAAGUACCGGGCAAGCCCGAGGUUAUUGAGAAUCGUCUCUACAUCAACGGGGAGUUCGUCCCAUCCCAAUCCGGGGCCACAUUCGACCUGUAUAACCCCGCCACCGAAGCCCACAGUGCUUCGGUCUACGAGGCCGGUCCUGAGGAUGUCGACCGGGCCGUGGCGGCUGCCAAAGCGGCCUUUCCAGGCUGGUCUGAACUCGGUGCCCUGCAACGUGCCCACUACCUGGAGAAAUGGGCCGACAACCUGGAGAAACGCACAGCCGAGCUAUCCAGCGCAUGGCCGCGGAGUCGAAUCUCAAGGCCCGUAGAUCUGGAAUUGGGCGGGAAAUCACCCCUCGUGAUCUGGGACGAUGCCGAUCUGAGCAAGGCGGUGCCUGCCGCGGCGAGGUCGAUCCUGGGGAACUCGGGACAGCGGGGGGACUUUAUUGAGAUGCUUGCCACGACGAUGAAGGAGAUGGGGGGCGGUGGGGAUCCGUUGGACCCGAAGACCACGCGCGGGCCGCAGGCGGAUGCGGUGCAGUUUGAGCGCGUGCGGGGAUAUCUGCAGCUCGCGCAGGAGGAGGGGGUGAAGGUGUACUUGGGUGGUGGUCGGGAAGGGAGCACGGGGUACUUUGUGCAGCCGACGAUUCUGGCGGAUGUGCCGGAGUCGUCGAGACUGGUUCAAGAGGAGACUUUUGGCCCGGUGGUGGUGGUAAAUACCUUUGAGGAGGAAGAGGAUAUGAUGAGGCGGGCGAAUGAUACUGAGUAUGGGUUGUAUGCGAGUGUGUAUACGCGGGAUAUUUCCCGGGCGUUGCGGGCGGCGAAGCGGUUUGAGGCGGGCAGUGUGUGUGUGAAUUGUACGAGUCCGACCAUGGCGUUUGAUAUGCCGUUUGGGGGGUGGAAGGGGAGUGGGCAGGGACGGGAGUUGGGACGGUAUGCCACGGAGCAUUGGACCGAGGUGAAGUCGGUGUUUAUUGCGUUGUAA
Molecule: messenger RNA, 1084 nt
Organism: Aspergillus ibericus CBS 121593
Lineage: Eukaryota; Fungi; Ascomycota; Eurotiomycetes; Eurotiales; Aspergillaceae
Product: aldehyde dehydrogenase family protein
Exons: 2
Coding region: 101-1084 (327 amino acids)
Molecular function (GO): aldehyde dehydrogenase (NAD+) activity
Source: RefSeq, a predicted model, not a curated record